AUGGAGCACGUUGAUCAGACUGAAAAAGCCUACCAAAAGCAGCAGGGCGUGUUUCUUGCCAGUAAAAAGUUUGCCGGAAAGAAGAAAGGUCCACGUUUUUACAAAGAGGUGGGUCUUGGUUUUAAGACUCCCAAAAGCGCUAUCGAAGGCCAGUACGUGGACAAGAAAUGCCCUUUUACUGGUAACAUCUCUAUCCGCGGUCGUAUUCUUAAAGGAGUUGUGCUAUCAACCAAAAUGAAACGGACAAUUAUCGUGCGUCGUGACUACUUGCAUUUUGUCAAGAAGUACAAGCGUUUCGAGAAACGUCACAAGAACGUAGCUGCCCAUCUUUCUCCUGCUUUUCGAGUGAAAGAAGGCGAUGUUGUCACCAUUGGCCAGUGUCGCCCACUUGCAAAGACUGUGCGUUUCAAUGUGCUGGAGGUUGAACCCGCAUCCGAGACCAAGCCGAUUAACGUGCGCAAGCAGUUCCGUCAAUUCUAA
Molecule: messenger RNA, 480 nt
Organism: Plasmopara halstedii
Lineage: Eukaryota; Oomycota; Peronosporomycetes; Peronosporales; Peronosporaceae
Product: archaeal ribosomal protein s17p
Exons: 2
Coding region: 1-480 (159 amino acids)
Biological process (GO): translation
Cellular component (GO): ribosome; cytosolic small ribosomal subunit
Molecular function (GO): structural constituent of ribosome
Source: RefSeq, a predicted model, not a curated record